AUAUAUUAAAAUAGUUCCGGUAUAUAUAUGAAUCUUAAUAAGUGGGUCAGAUUUAAUACAAUGGCACGUUAUGAGUUUUGCGUCCUGUCAACUUCAAAAGCUGAUACUUGUCAAAGUAGACGAAUAAAAAAUUGAUUAAUCAACAAAACAAUUGCAAGCGCACAAGCGUACUUAGAUAUUUGUGCUUAAAAAUAUGCUUAUUUCUUCAAUAUUAUAUAAAAACAAGACGUACACGACGUAAUACAAUAUUAUAGUAGCUAACAAUAUGCUAAAGAAAAAUAAGUCUUCCCAACACAAAAAUCCUAAUAUUAAAACAGUGUCAAGUGAAACAGAAUGUUACCCUCCAUCUCCCAAAAAACCCAAAGAAGAAGUUCCAGAUCAGGUAGACAGAUCACCACAAAACAUAGAUCUAAGCUUUUUAGAUGAAAUAGAUAUAGAUGAAAUAGUAAAUAAUUUAAAUGAUUGUGAUGAAAAUGUUCAAAUUAUGAAUAUAGAAGAUGAGAACAUCAAGGGAAGGUUUGAAUGUGAUGUCCAUAAAAGAGAUUUAACAGAAACAUCAGAAAAUACAAUUGAGGACACACAUACAACUAUUGAAUCCUACAGCAGUAAUAACAAUGACUUCGUGGAGAAAGAACAUCAAGCUAUGAGAAUAGAUAUGAAUAGAAAUGAAGUUACAUCUUCAGCAAAUAAAAUAUCUACACCAAAAGUUAUUAAUAAAAGUUUAAAUGAUACUUAUAUGAUAUAUAAUUCAAAAAAAUUAUCAUCUAAAGAUCAAACCGACUACUCGGUAGAUUCAAAUAUACCAUCACCAAACUCAGUGAAUGGAGAUAAUAGUGCGAAGAUUAAAAUAGUACAGGAUAAUAAAUAUAAUAAGACAGAGACUGCUGAUAGUCAUGAUCUGUAUAACAAACAGAACAAAACUAUAAGCACAGAGCAACAAAGAAAGUUAUCUGCGAAAACUGUAUCCAAAGAUAAAGACAUCAAUGAAGUUGCACUUGUCAAAAGUAAGAAAGAUAUGAAACCCAUUGCGUCUAGCAAAGACACAGUGGUGGCAAACAGUGGCAAAAGUAAUGAUCAGAAUGUUACAAUGAUAUUAGAAAAAAGAUUCCAUCAAUGCAUAAGAAAAGAAUGUUCUGGAAUUUCUCACAUACAUUCUGGAAGGUUUUCGGAUAUAUUACAGUGUGUAGAUACAGACAGCAAAUAUUAUGCAGUGAAAUUAAAACAUAAAUGUAUAGGAAUAAGGCAACAACAACAGAUUAUUAAAAGAAUCCAAAUCAAUACACCCAAAGAUGAUUUAUUAUUUGUUAAUAUUAUAGCCGAUUUUUUCAUAAGGAACAAGUGGUGUCUCAUAAUGGACUUUUAUCCAAAAAACUUGAAAGAAUUGAUAAAGGAAUCGAAAAAAAAUCUUCACAUAGACAAAAUACAGGAACUUGCACAUCAGCUGCUUACUGCUUUGAUAGUAUUGGAAAAUAAAAACAUUGUUCACUCUGAUAUACAGCCAAGCCAUAUAUUGCUCGAUUCUACUAUCAGUAGGCUGAAACUAUGUGGUUUUGAUGAAGCAUACUGUAUAGAAAUUGGUGCUACCUGGCCUUUCCAAGGACCAAAGUGUUAUCGAGCUCCAGAGAUAUUAUUGGGACAUUCAGCAGGUUUCAGUGUCGACGUAUGGUCUACAGCUCUGGUUCUGCAUGAAAUGGCAACCGGCAUACAACUGUUUGGAGGAUGUAUCGACGAUCACGUCUUGUACAAGCAAAUGUGCAUUUUAGGGGAUUUACCCUAUAAUAUCAUAAAUAAUUCACGGUACAGGGAAUUGUACAAAUUUGGUCAUUGCGUACAAAAAUACAAAUGUGGAACACAUAAACAACAACAUGGCUCGAAGACGAAAAAUAUAAUAGCGAGCACAAUACACGGUGCGUACUUCAAGCACUGGAUUCAGGACAGGGAUGAAAACCAGAAGAGAAAUGAUCUCAAGAAAAUUGGUCAAUUCAUUAGCAUGUUGAACCUGAUGCUUACAACCAACCCGGAACAUAGGCCUCCCGUAGAAUUUGUUUACUGUAAUCCGUUUUAUAAUAAUUUUUUUAGUCGAUGAUAUUCUUCUUGUUUCUUAUAUUUGAUAACGUAAUUAUGUUAAAAGUUUGUUUUUCCUACCUAGAGUAGAAUUUUUUUUUAUUAUGUUAAAACGACUAUGAUUAUGUUACGAUGACUAAACAGUAAAUAAAUAUAAAAAUCUU
Molecule: messenger RNA, 2228 nt
Organism: Danaus plexippus (monarch butterfly)
Lineage: Eukaryota; Metazoa; Arthropoda; Insecta; Lepidoptera; Nymphalidae
Product: serine/threonine-protein kinase PRP4 homolog
Exons: 7
Coding region: 266-2086 (606 amino acids)
Biological process (GO): peptidyl-serine phosphorylation; peptidyl-threonine phosphorylation
Molecular function (GO): protein serine/threonine kinase activity; ATP binding
Source: RefSeq, a predicted model, not a curated record